CCUCAACCUCUUCCAAUAUCCACACACAAAAAUCAUUGCAUACAUUCACACACAAAAAUCUUCUUCUUCUUCUUCCAUGGAAAAGAACAACACCAUUAACACCACCAAAUCAAGCACUAGCACCAUAUGUAGCAAAAUCAGGGAAGCACUUUCAAGCUACCCUGCUUUCAGAGCUAUUCAUCGCCUCAACAGUAAGCAGAAUAAUAAGCAUCAACACAACCACCGUUCAUCAGCACCAAACUCCAUCACAAUCACAAAAAAACAUGCAACUAAUAGUAGAAAGAUGAACAAAGAAGGAGGAAGAGGAGAUCAACAAGGUUCAGUAAUCCCCAUCAACUAUGAUUACUCUAAUAAUCAUAACAAGGUUGUUGUUGAACCUCCAAAGCAAGUAGCAGCAGGGAAGAACCAACCUGCUUCAUCAACAAACAACAACAACAAAGGAGUAAUGAAGAUUCAACAACAUCAACAAGAGACACUCGAUCUUAAUGGUGCUUUCAAAGAGUUCAUUGAUCGUGUUAGGAACGGAAUUAACGGAGCUGAGCACACUAAUAACAAUAAUAAUGCUGGUGGAUCCGCAUUAUUAUCAAAUCAUGAGGCUAAUAAGAAGAUGGAAAACCAGAAAGAUCACCAUUUUUCUGAGUUCAUUCAGAGUUCUAGGAAGAAGCUCAGAACAACAUCAAAUAUUGCUUCCUUCAAAAGAGGGUAACUAUUAUACCAUGUUUCACUAGUGUAUGUGCAUGUAAUAAUUAAUGUAAUUAAUGUUGAGUUUGGCAUAAAAAAAUAUAUAAGAUUCGUUAGUUGUUGAGUGGAUUCAAAAUAAGCUAAGGGCCCUCUUGCUUGUAAGUUCUAUUGGAUUAUAUAUAUGUUUUCUA
Messenger RNA from Arachis duranensis, 872 nucleotides. RefSeq lists its product as uncharacterized. The coding region runs from base 77 to 706 and encodes 209 amino acids. The transcript has a single exon. The record is from RefSeq and is a predicted model, not a curated record. NCBI's taxonomy places the organism in Eukaryota, Viridiplantae, Streptophyta, Magnoliopsida, Fabales, Fabaceae.